CACACUUCAAAGUGCCUCUGCUGCAGCCUGCAAGGCAAAGUUUCCUGUCUCUGGUGCCCACAGCAGCAAGUUGAGGGAGGCUCCUUUUGUAGAUGUGGAAAGGACAAUUUGUGAUGGGAGCAUUAAGGGAUGAAAAGCUUUGGCGAGGAAAGAAUUUAUUGAAGUGCAUAAAUAUGGAAGGAGGCACCAAGACCAUCCAGCCGUGUAGGAACCCAGCCACGGCUGAGCCACCUCCUCCUGCAAGCACUGAAGUGUAGGGCACACAGACCCACAUGCAGCCACCCGAAGUGCCCCUCUUUAACCAGCUCUGUUUCAAACGCCACACUGAAGUGCCCCAAGUUUUCAUUUCUGCACUUAAAAAGUAAAGCACAAAAACACUUUCCUUAAUUCACCUGGAGGCAGCUCCUGGGUUUAUGGGAGGAGCAGGUUUUCAUGGCAAAUGUGUGCAAGUGCACGAAGUGAGCCCAGCUCCACUCAAAAAUCCUUGCAGCGCUUCUCUCCCCCUUUAUUUGCCUCCGCACUGCCUGCACGGAGCAGGCUGCAAUUAUUGGCCACUUACUGCAGAGCAUUCUCCAAAGUGUCAAAAGGAGACCUGGCAGAAAAUGCUGCUCCCUGAGCAGAGGCUGGAGGAGCAGUUCCACGAAGUCUUUGCGUUAACAGCACUCACAGAAAGGCAGAUGGGAGCAGAAAAUGUUGCGAUGAAGAAUAUGGAAUGAGAUGAGAUCACAGCAUCGGUCUGGCCUUUGUAGGUCUGGACAAUGAUCAGAGAGCCAGAUUGGAUUAGUGAAACCUAUUUACCAGAAGUUCAGAGUGCUUGCAUGAAGCUGAAAGCCAGUCGGGAGGGAGAGGUGGAAAAUGCACCAGAUUUACAGCUGCAGCGACGAGAACUUGGAGGUUUUCACCACCGUCAUUUCAUCCAAAACCUGUAGCCCUGCCCGCAGACGAGCCAAAGGCACUCAGCACUUCCUGACCAAGAGUGUCGUGGCCAUAUCAGACCACCGGCCGCAGCGAGCAGAGCAGCUGCAGCCCCAGGGUGAGCUCCUGCAGGCGCUGUACAGUGACGAUGAGGUGCGAGGCUUGGGGCACCUGCAGAGCGGGCAGAGGGGGCCCUGUCCCACCAAGGUGGGACUUGCCGAACGAGAGCCAGCCAGAUUCUGCAACCACCUGUUGGAUGGAAAGUCUUCAUCCCCACCAUCACCAGUUGCCCGUAUCACAGCGAGAGCAGCAGCUGGCAGAGGCUCACCUGGAGGCCACAACUCUUCUACACAAGAGCACAGGCAGCACUGGAGGAAGACAGCAGAGUAUGACCUGACCCUGCCCCCUGCAGCAGAAGCCUCUCUGCCGCUGACGGGAGGCAGCCUGUGUGGCACCCCCAGCCUGCUCAGGAAGCUCUGGAUCAAGCACAAGAAGAAGUCAGAGUACCUGGGGGCAACAAACAGUGCCUUUGAGGCAGACUGAGGAGGCUCAGCGUCACCUGGAGAGACAGAAGGUCCUUUAGGCAGGACAAGGUGGUGCAGGAUUGACGGGCAACAGCCACAGCACAGCGCGUCCAGAAACAACAUCCCCCAGAUCGCUCAAUGCCAUUGCCUCAGAGCAGUGGCAGAAAGGAUGGCUGAGGGGACAUGGUGAACAAUUAUCUCACCAGGCCUCCUUUGUUGCAAUCUACUAAAGUCCCAAGAACCCCACUAGAUUUGUCUGAACUCAGUGCUGAACCCUCUGCUGGCCCAUGCUCCAUUUGACAGCUCCUGUCUGAACCAGCUCAGAAUCACAACAGAAGCCUCCCGAGAGGUUUGUGUCUUUCUGCAAGCCAAAAGAUGAAUUCUGGAGUGUCAGCCCACCCCAGGGAGCUGAUGUGGUGCACCACUGCUUGUCAUCUUCCCCCCUGAAUCACAAGACUAAAACCACCUCACAAGAUAAAAACAUCCCUUGGCUGAGUGGCAUGCCCUGGACAGCUUUUUUCCUCCAGUUUUGAUGUUCCAAGACAGGAGUAAAAGAUGAAGAAGUGUUCAAAGUCAGAACUGAGCAAGCUUGCAAACACAUUUACCCAGCUUUGCUAUGGGACAAGGCUGGGGUCUCCAGCAUCCUGCCAACUCACACUAUGAGCAGCUGGGUGACCUCAGGAGAUACUUCCUUCCACAGAAGCUACUGGUGUGCUCUUGGAUGGUCAACAGCUUGCAGACUGCUCUCUCCUCCUUACCAAAGGCAAAAGUCCUUCUCUGGCCCAGCAGCCUGGCAGAGGGAUGAUUUGCUCUCCUGCUUUCCUUUCUUCCUUCUGGAAGGAAAGAAGGAGGACACAGCUCUUGGUUAACUAUGUGCUGAAAAGCCCCAGCUGCUGACAAGGCAAGGAGAAGAGGUAAUGGUGGCCUGGAACUGAUGUGCAAGAGCAACGCUGCUGCCUGCUGAAGGCUGCAAUGCUGCACAGCACCAGAAAGCUUUCUCACAAGGCUCUGCCCCACCUUUACAUCAGACCACAAGACAUUGUCAUGGUGUUAUAGUCCAGAUACCAUGGCCCUGCCAGCAUCAGCUCCUCUACAACUGAACCAGGCUGCAGCCACGGCUGAGCUUCCCCUGAAAUGUCUUCUACAGACUCCCCACCCCCACCAGACAGACCUCCCCAGCACACAGAAAUCCUGCCAGAAGCCUUGGGAGACUGUGCUCUGUGUGUGUGUGCAUAGGCAAACCUGACAAACUCGGUGGGGCUCCUCGCCCAGCAAUGCUUAUGCUCAAGUAGGGAGAACAGCAACCACCAGGUCACUUUUUUGAUCUUGUUCCCUCAGCAAAACAAAAUCAAAGAUGGACACAGCCUGAGAAAAAGUCCAUUUCCAGCAUUUGGGGUAACUAAGACAAUGAGCAUUUGUGGUACCUGCGCUUGUAGCUAGCACCACCCAUAGAGCAGCCACCACACAGCCCAGGGCAGAAGAGUUUUGUCUGUGGAGGAAGCUGUAUUGUAGUGGUUUGUUUGCUACCGAAUAGCUUUAAGCAGUAUGAGGGUGGAGGUGAAGAGGAGAUGCUUCAUGUUUCUACCUAGGAAUUGCUGUAUCUUGAAAUAUGUAUUUAUUGCUUUCUUAUUUAUUUAAUUUAUAAUCUGAGUCUACAAGAGGAGAGACUUCCAAGAGGCAUGUUUGCUUGCUUUGUAUUCCAGGACCUACUGUGGAGAUUUCUUGUGCUGUGGUAGCUGACUCAGCCAAUAAA
Pogoniulus pusillus (Red-fronted tinkerbird) is the source of this 3192-nucleotide messenger RNA. It is a transcript of the gene VXN, whose product is annotated as vexin. NCBI's taxonomy places the organism in Eukaryota, Metazoa, Chordata, Aves, Piciformes, Lybiidae. Gene Ontology annotation, biological process: neuron differentiation; neurogenesis. The record is from RefSeq and is a predicted model, not a curated record. Bases 856 to 1458 code for a protein of 200 amino acids. The transcript has 6 exons.